Eurypyga helias (sunbittern) is the source of this 1819-nucleotide messenger RNA. RefSeq names its product signal peptide peptidase like 2A (gene SPPL2A). The transcript has 15 exons. Gene Ontology annotation, cellular component: cytoplasmic side of endoplasmic reticulum membrane; Golgi-associated vesicle membrane; lumenal side of endoplasmic reticulum membrane. Lineage: Eukaryota; Metazoa; Chordata; Aves; Eurypygiformes; Eurypygidae. Gene Ontology annotation, molecular function: aspartic endopeptidase activity, intramembrane cleaving. Gene Ontology annotation, biological process: membrane protein proteolysis. The record is from RefSeq and is a predicted model, not a curated record.
AUGUUGAUCGUCUGAUCUCUGUUUCUGUCGCAGGUGGCUGCGCAGGAGGGGAUCCUGCACGCUUCUGGGAGCGGGAUACCUCCAGCAACGAAGGAUUACUGCAUACUUUACAACUCUAAUUGGAUCUCUCUCCCCGGAAGCCUGGACAAUGCUACGUUCAGGGCGCUGGAAAACCUCACCACUACAGUACUCUGCAACAACUCUGAAGUUCCUUCUGGCGUAAUGAAGGACAAGGCAGUUGUGGUGAUGAGAGGAAACUGCACUUCUUUGGAGAAAGCAAGAAUUGCACAAAGUUUGGGUGCUAAGAUGCUGUUGAUUGCCAGUAAACCUAGGCUGUCUCCUCUUUCGGAUAACAAGACUGAUUUUGAAGAUGUGACUCUCCCAGUUGCUCUUAUAAGAUAUGAUGACAUAGUAGAUAUGCAGAUGACGCUUGGAAGUGAAGUUAAUGUGACGCUCUACUCGCCCCCUUUGCCAGAGUUCGACUGCAGUAUGGUUGUCAUCUUCCUGAUUGCUGUGUUCACCGUGGCACUGGGAGGUUACUGGAGUGGAGUAGCGGAACUUGAGAAUUUGAAAGCAGUAGCAAGCCCUGGGGAGAGAGAAACAAGACGGAAGAAGGAAGAAAACGUUACCUUCACCCCUGUAACAGUUAUCUUGUUUGUUGUCAUCUGUUGUGUCAUGCUGGUCCUACUCUAUUUCUUCUACAAAUGGUUAGUGUACGUUAUAAUAUCCGUCUUCUGCCUGGCCUCUGCGAUGAGUCUCUACAACUGUCUUGCAGCGCUGCUAGGAGAAAUCCCCUGUGGGCAGUGCAGGAUUGCGUGUUGCAACAAAAGCAUCGAAGUGAGGCUUAUUUUUCUCGCUGCGUUCUGCGUAGCAGCGGCUGUCGUCUGGGCAGUGUUCCGAAACGAAGAUAGGUGGGCUUGGAUUUUGCAAGAUAUUUUGGGAGUUGCUUUCUGCCUGAACUUUAUUAAAACACUGAAAAUGCCCAACUUUAAGUCCUGUGUGAUCCUUCUAGGCCUUCUCCUUCUGUACGAUGUAUUUUUUGUCUUCAUAACGCCGUUUAUCACAAAGAAUGGGGCGAGUAUAAUGGUUGAAGUUGCAGCUGGUCCUUUUGGAAACAGCGAGAAGUUACCUGUGGUUAUUAGAGUGCCUAGACUUGAAUACUCCGCGUCGACGCUGUGCAACAUGCCGUUUUCACUCUUGGGCUUUGGAGACAUUAUCGUCCCAGGGCUUCUGGUUGCCUAUUGUCGAAGAUUUGAUGUUCAGACAAGUUCAUCCUCUGUGUACUACAUCUCCUGCACAACAGCUUAUGCCGUUGGUAUGGUGCUGACUUUCAUUGUUUUGGCAUUAAUGAAGAUGGGACAACCGGCCCUUCUCUAUCUUGUACCGUGCACGCUCAUCACUAGCUCGCUCGUUGCGUGGAGGCGCAAAGAGAUGAAGAAGUUUUGGAAAGGAAGCAGUUACCAGGUAUCGGACUCCUCCAGGACGCCUUUGCUACAAGAUGAUGGAACACCUGGAUUACACAGGAAAUGAAGAAAGCACAGCAUCAGCCAGCGAGCAGCCUGGAGGACAAUAACAUGUAGGACCCUGAUUGAGAAUAGCAUUCAAAUUUUCUACAAACUAAUCAUGGGAAAUUUGGUCAAGUUUUACAAUAGCAUAUUUCCUACUCGGUAUCGAAAGGGUUUUUUUACUCCUGCGCCUAUAUUUUUAUGGAAAAUAUUGUUAACAACAUGAAAGGAAUCGACUUGCGUCUCCAUAGCCAAACCGUAGCUAUUAAAACCGUGCCUUAUUUCGAUUUAAAUAAAAGGAUAUUUUCUAUGCA